Biomphalaria glabrata is the source of this 1897-nucleotide messenger RNA. RefSeq names its product maltase 1-like. The coding region runs from base 84 to 1835 and encodes 583 amino acids. Gene Ontology annotation, biological process: carbohydrate metabolic process. The record is from RefSeq and is a predicted model, not a curated record. The transcript is spliced from 12 exons. NCBI's taxonomy places the organism in Eukaryota, Metazoa, Mollusca, Gastropoda, Planorbidae.
AUAUUUAGGCUAAACACAUAUCAUGGAGACACACCAGUACAGACAUCAACACAAUAGGUCAAACUGUGACACAAACAAUUACAAUGAGGAGCAGAUGUAAGUUAUUAGCCAUUGGUCUUAUGAUGCACUUCUAUUGGACAGUGGAUGGACAAUCACUCCUGGAUUCCCUACCGGAGGUGACGCCUGAUGCCAACCAAACUUUAACUUGGUGGAAGACUGGAGUCAUCUACCAGGUGUAUCCGAGGUCGUUCAAAGAUUCAGACGGUGACGGCAUUGGAGACAUCAAAGGUUUGAUCUCCGAGCUCGAUUACUUUGUCUACCUUGGUAUCGACUGCAUCUGGCUAAGCCCUGUAUACAAAUCACCAAUGAGAGAUUUUGGAUACGAUGUCUCAGACUUUAAAGAUAUCGAUCCUAUUUUUGGAACUAUCGACGAUUUUAAAACUCUGACUCAAGAAGUCCACAACAGAGGUUUGAAACUGAUAACUGAUUUUGUCCCCAAUCACGUGAGCACAGACCACGAGUGGUUCAAGAAAAGUGUCAAGAGAGACGGGAAGUAUGCCAACUAUUUUAUAUGGCACGAAGGAAAAAGGUUGAGCAAUGGCACAGUAGUCGAACCCAACAAUUGGCUUUCUGCCUUUGGAGGGUCCGCUUGGCAAUGGAACAGCGAACGUCAAGAAUAUUACUAUCAUGAAUUUGAUCCAAGUCAGGCUGACCUCAAUUACAGAGACGAGAACCUUCGAUGGGAAAUGGAAGAUACCCUGAAGUACUGGCUGGACUUAGGUGUUGACGGGUUUAGAGUAGACGCCUUCGCCCCUCUUUACGAGGUACAGAACGUGUCAUUGGAUGAACCUAUCUCAGGAUUAAAUGUACCAGCUUCAGAGAGCGACUAUUUGAAGCAUAUCUACACCACCAACCAACCGGAAAGUAUCCCCACGCUGUCCAAAUGGUACGACAUCAUGAACGAGUAUGUCCAGAGAGAUGGUCAAGAUAGGUAUAUGAUCGUAGAAGUGUUUUCAACUGUAGACAUAAGAAACAGAGUCUACGUCACAGGCGCAUGCCCUUUCAACUUUGACCUUCUGCACAUGAGUGAUGCCCCAACAGGUCGCGAGAUUCUGGACACCAUAAUGAACGAGUAUUCACACCUGCCAACUGGGAAAUGGCCAAACUUUGUCCUUGGUAACCAUGACAGCAGAAGAAUCAGUCACAAAUAUGGCAGCCAGUAUGUUAAUGUAUAUAAUAUGCUGCUACUCACCCUGUGGGGAACGCCUACUACGUACUACGGGGAGGAACUGGGAAUGUUGGAGGCUGUUAUCUCAUGGGCGGAUACCGUUGACCCAGCAGGACGUAAUGCAGGACCUGAAAGAUACCAAAAUUUUACAAGAGAUCCUGAAAGAUCCCCGAUGCAGUGGACGCCUGGAUACCAGUCUGGUUUCACUAAGGGCAACUCGACCUGGUUACCUCUUGCUCUGAAUCACACAUCGCUUAAUGUCCAAGCAGAAAAGGAAAGUCAGGAGCAGACAACUUUGAAACUUUAUAAAGAGCUUGUAGCCCUGAGAAAAAAACAAGCUUUCCAAACAGGAAAAUUUAAGGUUAGUCACGUGGAUGAUUACAUCGUCUGCUACACCAGAGAAAGUGCGUUUGAUCAGUACCUCGUCAUACUUAACUUCGGUCACUCGGCGAUCAGUGACCUCGGAAUAUGUGGCGCUACUUCUGCAACAGUUGCAGCCUUAACACCAGGUGUGACGUCCACAGAAGCCGGCCAGCGAGUCCAGUUAGAGUCAUUGAUACUGGAAUCUGGACAUGGAGUAAUCCUUAGGCUUGACUUAAGAACGUGAUUUGAUUGAUUGAUUUAGAGAUAUAACAAGAAAAACAAUAAAAAUACUUUUUUAAAAGACAA